Manduca sexta (tobacco hornworm) is the source of this 760-nucleotide messenger RNA. Its product is annotated as protein RRNAD1-like. NCBI's taxonomy places the organism in Eukaryota, Metazoa, Arthropoda, Insecta, Lepidoptera, Sphingidae. The coding region runs from base 296 to 688 and encodes 130 amino acids. The record is from RefSeq and is a predicted model, not a curated record. The transcript has 4 exons.
GACCAGUUAUGUCACUUACCCCUUGCCAGCACAAUGGAAAACUAUGGACUUAUCGGUCUACACCCGUGUGGAAACUUAGGUCCUCUGUUGCUAAGGCAUUUUACUGCUUAUGAACAUGUCAAGUUUAUUUGUCUAGUUGGUUGUUGUUUUAUGAAGUUGACAUGUGAAGGAGAAAACUGUGGGUAUCCAGUGAGUGAAUAUGUCAGGGGAAUGGACCAUGGCCUUUCCUAUGUAAGCCGAGAGAUAGCUUGUCAUGCUAUUGAGGUAUAUGCUGAAAGGCUGAUGAAGGGCAAUUAUGAAGAUCUCAAGGUUCAUGCAUACAGGGCCGCACUUGAGAAGAAUCCUUGGUACAUAUGACCCACAACUAAAACAUUCUCCUGUCAGGAGCGUCAAGCACUCAGACACAAUGACUUUUGAGAAGUACUGCACAUUAGCUGUUGAGAAAUUAAACAUGCCAAUGUUGUUGACACCUGAGGCUCUGUCUUGCGGCGCCUCUGACCUGGAGCAGUGGCGUCGAGUGGUCACGGUGGUGUACACACUACGGCUAGCUGUCGCGCCGUUAGUCGAGACAUUGAUAUUACUUGACAGGGUCCUGUAUGUUUUAGAACAAGGUCUGUCUUGUGAAAUUCGUCCGGUGUUUGAUCCAAAAUUGUCGCCAAGAAAUCAUAUUAUUAUAGCGAGAAGAUGAUUGUGGCUAAAUGUGCUGUGCUUUGUAAAUAAUGCAUUUGGUGAUCCUUAAUAAAUUAUUUUCAUACUAUAA